AUGGGCGACAAACCUCGACGCUCAGUGUCUGGCCUCAUCAACUGGGAGAAACGAAAGGCAGAGUACCGGCACAUUGAUCAGCACAUUGAGCAAGGCCAGAAACGCAACGAAGAGGAACGUAUCAAGUGGAUACAACAGACGGAAGAAGAGAAGACCAAGCGAGUGCAAGCCGAGCGCGCAUGCUCACUUGCAGGUAUUCCGACAUUUUACGUCAAAAUAGUUGAAGAGAUGAACCGGACCAUCGACGACAUUCUGUAUGAGCAUGGGAUUAACGUAACCAAGGUGGAAGUGUUGAUGGAGUGCCUUGAGCAUAUGGAACAAUAUGACGAGGUCCAGAAAGGCAUGGAGGCUUUUCAGGCUUCCAAAAACGCACACGGCACUGAAGGACAGCAUCAGAUUCCAGUUCCACGCAUGACGUCGCAGGAACUCAAGAUGCGACUUGCUCGAGGCCCAGGACAACCACCACGUCCAGGCGGUGCUUGGGGGUAUAUGUCUUGA
This is a messenger RNA of Pyrenophora tritici-repentis Pt-1C-BFP, 498 nucleotides long. RefSeq lists its product as uncharacterized. NCBI's taxonomy places the organism in Eukaryota, Fungi, Ascomycota, Dothideomycetes, Pleosporales, Pleosporaceae. The record is from RefSeq and is a predicted model, not a curated record.